AUGCAAAGUAGAAUGGCCAAAAGACUCUAAAAGGAUUUAGAGUAGAUGUAAAAGUCGUACACAGACCAAUUUAAUGUGAGAAUGCCUAAUAAUGAUAUUAAACAUUGGAUUGUAGCAUUUGAGGGUGCUAAGGGAACAUUGUAUCAAGGAGAGAAAUUCGAAUUGCAAUUCAAGUUUUCAAACGAAUAUCCAAUCGAAUCACCUGAAGUAAUCUUUAUUGGCAAACCACCUGAACAUGAGCACAUCUAUUCCAAUGGAUUCAUUUGCUUAUCAAUAUUAUUUGAUGAAUGGUCAGCAGCCCUUACUGUGAGUUCUAUCUGCUUGUCAAUACAAUCGAUGUUAUCUAGCGCUACAAAAAAAAUGAAACCACCUAAUGAUGCAGAAUUCGUCAAAAGAGCAGCUGGAAGAGGUCCAAAAAGCUUUCUAUGGAGUUAUCAUGAUGAAAAGUGUUGA
Messenger RNA from Paramecium tetraurelia, 453 nucleotides. RefSeq lists its product as uncharacterized. The transcript is spliced from 6 exons. The record is from RefSeq and is a predicted model, not a curated record. NCBI's taxonomy places the organism in Eukaryota, Ciliophora, Oligohymenophorea, Peniculida, Parameciidae.